This is a messenger RNA of Prorocentrum cordatum, 202 nucleotides long. Lineage: Eukaryota; Dinophyceae; Prorocentrales; Prorocentraceae. The record is from the annotation of a GenBank genome assembly.
AUGGCGGCUGAGAUCGAUGAGAUCCCAGGUGACUAUGGCAUAGUGUGGUACGAGGGGGACGACAACGGCUAUGAGGGGCUGUUCUUGAGGGAGGAUGCGGUGCCGUGGGACAGGAUCCAGGAGCUUCGUGAGGAGGCGAGGGCUCUGAUCGAGUCCGAGGGGCUGACAGAGUUUCGGCACUCCAGAGUGUUCGAUCAUGAAG